Saccostrea echinata is the source of this 2024-nucleotide messenger RNA. RefSeq lists its product as uncharacterized. The transcript has 5 exons. NCBI's taxonomy places the organism in Eukaryota, Metazoa, Mollusca, Bivalvia, Ostreida, Ostreidae. Bases 1 to 1080 code for a protein of 359 amino acids. The record is from RefSeq and is a predicted model, not a curated record.
AUGGACGAUCGGUCUGUCAACAAAAAUAUGUGUUCACAGAAGAGGAAAGAUUCAAAGGAGGACGAUUCCCUCCGGAAACGGGUUAAUUUACACUUCCAAUAUUUGUAUGAUAGUGCUAUGAAAGAGGGGUUCAGUCCUUCCGAUUUGGCCAAAAUUGAUGCUGUUGUGGAACUGAGGGAAGACAUUGACUGUUUUGAAAUCCCAAACUGUGUUUGGAAAUCUUUUAUAGCUUUAUUUGUUUCAUUCAUAGCUAUUGUGAUUGUAUAUUUAUCAGAAUGGCCAAUUAAAAAUAAUACCAUUUUCAAACUAUGGCUGGAAGCCAAAGGGGAGGAUCCCAAAACUGAACGGUGUGCUGUAGAGAAGUUUGAAUUUUUUCAGGAUAUGGUUCGACCUCCACCACCAUGUUGUAGAUUUUGUCAAAAUGUGAAAUCCAUUGAAAAAGUAGAAAAUAUUACUCCAGAAAAGUUUGAAAAACUAUAUGCUUACACUGGUAGACCAGUGGUGAUAAAAGAUGGAACUAAAAAUUGGACUGCCUCAGAAUACUUUUCAUUCCAGUUCAUGAAAUCCAUUUACACCAAAAAUAGUGCUGCAUUAAAAAAUGUAGAGAAGUAUUGCCAAUUUUUCACGUACAAAUCCAAUUUUAAAACGUUUGAGGAGGUAUUUGAAAUGAGUGAUGAAAGAGCAUUCAUGAAGGAUAAGUCAUCACCUUGGUAUAUAGGAUGGAGUAACUGUGACCUAUCAGCUGCGAAUGUUCUCAGACAACACUAUAGCCGUCCAUACUUUUUGCCAAAGCAAGCAGAAUCCAGCAAAACAGACUGGAUAUUCAUGGGAAGUCCCGGAUAUGGUGCCUCAAUGCACAUUGAUUAUGUGAACAACCCAUCUUGGCAAGCCCAGAUCACUGGAACUAAACGUUGGUCAUUGGAACCUCCGCCAGAAUGUUACUUUAUCUGCAAAAAAUCUUUUUUUGAAGUCACUGUGCAGCCAGGGGAAAUAAUUGUUUUAGACACAAAUCUGUGGUUCCAUGCUACACUGAAUGUUGGAGACAACAUAAGCAUUGCCAUUGGAUCAGAGUUUGAUUGACAUUCUAAACAAAUGCCUCAUAAUAUAAUAAAUUAUAUUCUGUAUGUGGAAUAAUUGUAUUUACCAUAAGUCAUAUACUGUAAUACUGGUAUAAUAAGCAUAUUGAUACAUUUUUUAUGCUCCAUAAAAUGGUCAGGGCAUACAGAGUUAUCCUUUCUGAUAGUCUUUCCAUCAUUUUUGAAUAACUUUUAGCCAGGCUUGGGCUGAUUUUUGGUAUCCAUGUAUCUCCAUAUAUUAUACUUUCAUGUAAAUUAGUUGAAUCUGAUUCGUCGAGAAACAUUUGUUAAAAAACACUAUUACCCGCUGAAUGAUGAAGCCACGCCCUCCAGCGUAGCAACAGUCAACAUUGCUUGAUGACGGGUGAUAUUGAAAAAAAUAAUGACUGCUCAGAUUUUAUGCACGCAAGUUUCACCGUUAUAUGUUUUUGUAUAAAACGUUCAGUAUAAUAUAAUAAAUAUUGCAUGUAGUUGAGUGUAGUGGUGUUCCAAUCAUCGAUUAUAAUUGAAAAUUAGUCGAUUGCUGGCAUAAUCCAAGCACUCGAUUACAAAUUUUUUAUUCCAGUUAAUUGGGUUAUUUUUUUUAUUUUACAAGCAUAAUAGUUUUUGAGCCAAACAUUACAGCCGCGACUUAUCUAUUAACUUAUUUGUGUAUCUUAAUGGCACAGACAAACAGACAAUGGUAUUCAAACCCGGGUAACAAUGCUCAUUCCCCGAUAUGGACGUACUUUGGAUUCUACAAAAUGAACGAAGAACCAGUGGACUACCACAAAAAGUUGUUAUUCAACCAUUCUUACCAUUUAAUAAACUAAAUUGACAGACUUUGUAAAUGUACGGUUAUAAUUGAUAAUUAGUUAGUUACAGUAGCCCAAUCAUCAAUUAUGAAAUUCUUACCGAUUCCCAUCACUAGUUGAGUGUAACAAUGAAAAUUUUCAUCCCUCGAAAACC